GUGUGGUAAUAGUAUGUAUGACAGCCAUGCUGGUCUAUGCGGAGCAGCCCCUGUUCACCCAGGUGACGUGGUGGUCCGUGCUGCUCGUGUGUUUCUGUGCUGCCGUCAUCCUCGGAAUCAUCAACAUCAUCUGGGUCCAGCCACAGAGCACCAUGGGACUCAAGUUCAAGGUCCCAGCCCUCCCCCUGCUGCCCAUCCUCAGCAUGUUUGUGAACAUCUACCUGAUGAUGAAACUGUCAGCGCCCACGUGGAUCCGCUUCGCUGUCUGGAUGGCUGUGGGGUUCGUGAUUUACUUCGGUUACGGCAUGUGGCACAGCUCGGAACACCUGCGCAAACAGGAGAGUCUCUCCCUCGCACGGCAACAGGCCAACCACACCCGGCAACGCGAGCACAGAAGCUCCAGCUCUGAAACGAAGAAGCUUGCAGCUUCCAAUGGAGUAUACGGUGCAGUGCAAACUCAUGGUGACUAACACGGUCUUUUCAACAAAAACCCUCAACUUGCUUACUAAUAGGUAGCUGCUCGACACCAAAUGAAUUAUAGGGUUAGGUAGCAGUGAGGACGUAACUUUUUGCAGAAAACCUGACUACAAGUGUUCUUCGUAUUAGACUUUAAAAUGUUUUUGAAUAAACUUUAAGAUAAGAAAUAUUUUAAGCACUUGAAAUAUCUUGUUUUAUCAAAAUCCACAGGGGAAAACUGCAGAGAAUGCCUUUGGCUCUUUAAUGUUUUUAUUCUAUAAGGUUGUCAUAGGUCCAAUA
Branchiostoma floridae (Florida lancelet) is the source of this 756-nucleotide messenger RNA. RefSeq names its product cationic amino acid transporter 3-like. Gene Ontology annotation, cellular component: plasma membrane. Gene Ontology annotation, biological process: amino acid transport. The record is from RefSeq and is a predicted model, not a curated record. Lineage: Eukaryota; Metazoa; Chordata; Leptocardii; Amphioxiformes; Branchiostomatidae. Gene Ontology annotation, molecular function: amino acid transmembrane transporter activity. The coding region runs from base 18 to 470 and encodes 150 amino acids. The transcript has 4 exons.